GCCAAUCACAAGGGGCGAACCAGCGCCUCGCAACGUCGAUCUGGACCAAUGGCGUUAGAGCCUGGGAUUCUGCGCAAUCUCAUAUUCUGAAAAAUGGAUGCAUCAAAAUCUAUUUUGGAAAGUAAAGGAGUUUCCCAGAUAUAUUCAAAGGACAACCCUCGGGCAGAAGCUAUCCGAUCAAAGCUCAUUCAGGAUUUUAAUUUAUUGGAUCAUUUUCAAGGAUUAAUUAUCAAUGAUCCAAAAUAUAAUAUGAAUGAUAUCAAAGACCCAAAGAUGUUGACCAAGUUGAUGAUUGAAGAUUCGCUGCAAUUGGUGCGUUUUGAUUUUAAUCCAGUUCGAAAUGUAAAUAUCUCCUCAAAUCACAGAGAGAGAAAUUGUCUUCAGAAUCGCUAUGUCAAAUACCCACCACUCAAUAUGUGGGCACAGUGGAUCUUAGAAAGUUCAUUUUUCAAAAAUCUUAUUCUGUACCUCAUUAUCAUCAAUACUAUUGUAUUCGGCGUGUUAGUAGAUGUCUCUCACAAACCUGGAAUGAAGUUCACUAUCAUAAUGAACAUGUUGGUGAUCAUCGACUGGUGCAUCCUCUCAGUACUGAUGAGUGAAAUUAUACUUAGGUGGCUUCACGAUUUUUCUAUCAUUCCAGAGGUGGUCAAGAGAAUUCAUCUCCAAACUGGCAUUGAUCUUGAUUUUUUAAAAGUUAUUCGAAUCUUCAGAGUUUUACGUUCUUUGAAAAGAAUGAGAAGAUUUCAUCAAGUGCGACUACUUUUGUUGGCUAUGACAAAAGCAUUAAAGGCAAUGACUUUCAUCUUGCUGUUGGUGUUGAUAUUUGCCUAUGCUUUUGCAAUACUUGGAGUGUCACUUUUUCGGAGCUACACAGAAUCUAGCAAUCCUGGUCGUAUCUAUAAGUCAGCUUUUGUUGAUAUCCUGCAUGCAUUGCAGACCCUUUUUCAGCUAUUUACCCUGGAUCAUUGGAACGCUUUGCUUCUCGAUAUAUGGGAAGUAGAGGAAGUUAACAGAAUUGCAAGUGGCAUCUACAUAAUAUGCUGGAUCCUGAUUGGCUCCUUCAUAUUUAGAAAUAUAAUUGUAGGAAUAAUGGUGAGCAAUUUUCAGACCAUAAGGAAUGACUUAUCAGCACAAGUGCAGCAGCUUGAAGACCAACGGAAGGCAGAGCAUUUUAAACUACAGAUAAUGCAGAGGAGAAUGAGUCAGACAUUGGGCUUGAAGGACUUUUUGGGAAAAGGAAAGGGAUCUUUGGAAUCUGAAUUCGCUGGUCCCAGUGAAAUUAAUUUUAUAGGGAGCAGUGGUGGGAGUCGUUCAAGUGAUAUAUCCUAUAAGCCCACCGCUAAAGAUUGGGAGAGCUAUGUUCGUAAAAAUAUCAAACUAAUGAAAUAUCACCCAGCAAGAGAGAAGGUUAUAUGGCCAAGGGACUCCUUGUUUCGUUAUUAUGAACUACUGGAGCAGCUCCAAUAUAAUCUGGAGGAACGGAAGACCCUGCAAUUUCUAGCAGCUCAAGCCCUCAUGAAUAUACAUGAUGUAUAA
Molecule: messenger RNA, 1536 nt
Organism: Pristis pectinata (smalltooth sawfish)
Lineage: Eukaryota; Metazoa; Chordata; Chondrichthyes; Rhinopristiformes; Pristidae
Product: cation channel sperm-associated protein 2-like
Exons: 13
Coding region: 94-1536 (480 amino acids)
Biological process (GO): monoatomic ion transport; fertilization; sperm capacitation
Cellular component (GO): CatSper complex; membrane
Molecular function (GO): calcium-activated cation channel activity
Source: RefSeq, a predicted model, not a curated record